AUGGAUACUACGGGCAGCACACUCACGCCACCCACGACCGCAACGACAACGACAACCACCACCCUCGCCGAGCCAGGCUUCUUCCACGACACGCUCCCGUCCACCGAGCUCCCCAGAGAUAUCUACGUCCUCAAGGACUGGUACUUUACCCGCUGCCGCACCCUCAACGACGCAAAAGCCCUGCUGGGCGUCUACAACACCCUCAUCCUAGACCUCGGCGUCACCUCCCACGAGCUCUACAAGUGGAAAUCCAACAAAUCCCUCGGCUACCGCAUCGCGCACCUCAUGCUCGAGACCGCCUUUGCCGGGGACAAGAUCUCAAAGGAGCGAAGGAAGUGGGUGAAGCAGCAUAAGCACGUCUGGUGCGGCGAGAUUCAGAACUACGAUGUGCCUGUGUUCGAGUUCACCGAGGACGAUCGGGCGUUUCUGCAGGGGAGGUGGCCGAGGGCGUGGGUGCGGUAUAGUGUCGCGCAGAUCGAGUGGGCGAUGGAGGUUGAGCUGGAGCAGGCGAGGCGGUUUUUGCCUCAGAAGCAUGAGCGGAGUGUGAGGAAGGAGAAUUGGAGGUGGUUGUUUGGGGAGGAGAGGUGGGUUAGGAAGAUUGCGUUUUUGGCGUUUGAUGCUGAGGGGGCGGAUGGUGAGGUUCGGUGGAAGGAGUGA
Colletotrichum tamarilloi is the source of this 657-nucleotide messenger RNA. RefSeq lists its product as uncharacterized. NCBI's taxonomy places the organism in Eukaryota, Fungi, Ascomycota, Sordariomycetes, Glomerellales, Glomerellaceae. The coding region runs from base 1 to 657 and encodes 218 amino acids. The transcript has a single exon. The record is from RefSeq and is a predicted model, not a curated record.